Molecule: messenger RNA, 2501 nt
Organism: Hibiscus syriacus
Lineage: Eukaryota; Viridiplantae; Streptophyta; Magnoliopsida; Malvales; Malvaceae
Exons: 3
Coding region: 31-2415 (794 amino acids)
Source: RefSeq, a predicted model, not a curated record
UCUAGAGCGCCCGGAGUUGUUGCUAGGCUAAUGGGGUUGGACUCAUUGCCUACACAGAACAUCUCCGAGUCUUCUUCCAUCCCGUUCUCGGGAUCUUGCUCUCUCAGGGUCUUCCAUCCCACGGACUACGCUGACAUCUCUAACAAGCUUGGCAGGUCGUCUUCAAUUCCCAUUGAGUCGAGGUUUCUUAAGGUGCAGAACCGGCCAAUCGAGAGAUUUCAGACUGAAAUAUUGCCUCCAAAAUCAGCAAAGCCAAUUCCAAUCACUCACCAUAAGCUUUUGUCUCCCAUCAGGAGUCCAGCAUUCAUCCCGACCAAGAAUGCUGCUUAUAUAAUCGAGGCGGCUGCGAAGAUUAUCGAGGCUAGUCCUCGGGCAACUUCCAAAGGCAAAGUUCCAUCAUUCGGGUCCUCUUCCGUUCCUUUGAAAGUGCGGAACUUGAGAGAGAAAAUUGAAGCUGCACAUAAAGUAUCAAGGCCUCAAAGAGCUGAUGAGCCUAGCGAGAGUAUGGUGAAGCCUUUGAAAGUACAGCACAAGGACAAGAGCCGCGGUAAAUCGGAUUAUACAUCAACAUUCAGGAUAACUAAGGACUCGGAAAAAGGCGUUUCUAACAGUCCGAGUAAUAAGGGAAAAUCAGUCUCACUUGCAGAACAAGCAAGGGUUAAUGUUCAGAGGAAAGAAGGGUCAUCGUCGAGUGUUAAUGGGAGUUUUGUGAACCAGAAGGAGAGGAACGAUGCUAAAAGAAAACAGCUCUCUCCAAACCAGUCGGAUAUACGAAGGACUGUGGAGAAAAGAGCCUCGGCAAACAGGACUAACGGUGUGCUGAGGCAGAAUAAUCAGAAGCAGAAUUGCGUAUCUAAUAGAGAUAAUUCAACGUCUAAGAUUUCAACCUCAGACCAGCAAGGUAGAAACGCGAGUUGCAUAAACGGUACAUCAGGGUCUAAUAGGACCAUAAACUCCAGGAAGACGGUCUCAGUGGCAACCAAUACUGCAAAGGAGGUCCCGAUGUCUAGAAGAAAAAAUUUGCUUAGAAAGAAAUGCCCUGUAAAUGAGGAUCUUCCUUCUGGACAAUUUGUUCCUGAUAUUUCAUCUACAAAUGGGUGUGAAAGGUCCGUAAAAUGUAAUGUUACAACUGGUGGGCACUUGAAUCGGGAUGCAGAUGUAAAGAAAACGAGCACGGAUGUUGUUUCGUUUACAUUUACAUCCCCUAUAUCAAGAUCCAUGCCUGACAUAUAUUCCACUAGUAAAGUUGCAGAAAACAGCUGCAGCAGCAGCUUUUAUAUCGACCCUUCUGGUGACGGUGACUUGCUAUUUUCGAAAAGCUCGGCAUUCUGUUCUCCCAGAUUCAAUAUAAUUGGCGGGGAUGCUCCGAGUGCUAUUUUGGAAAAAAAGCUCAAGGAAUUGACAAGUAGAAUCGAGUCAUCCAACUGCAAUAUCAUCAUAGAGGGGACUUCUACUAGCCCUACAUCCAGUUUGCAAAAUUCAGUGCCGGCAACCACAACAUCAGCCGCACAUAACCAAAGGCUUCCCGUGUAUCAAGAUAAUGAUAUCUCAUAUAGCUCAGGUGACUUCGAUCAAUCUUCUGACAACCUGGCGCAUGAUUGGAGAAGGAAGUGGCAGUCCGAAGAAAUCGAAGAGCAAAAUGCUGGCUGCAGCAGCAGCGAGACUGGCAUAGAAGUCGGUACCCGACAUCCUGUCCUGCUUUCAGCUCUUGAACCUUCUGUCGCGAGCACUGGCUGCUCAGGUAGCAGAAAUGGCGCUCCAACAUCGAUGCCGGAUCAAGAUCAAGAAGUGUUAAAUGGGGCCUCCGGAAGCGAGUCUCGGACAGAAUUCUGUACGGAGUUAUCCGACUCAGCAUCUUCCAAACCUGAGGGAGAAACGGGCAGAAUGCUUUCAACUAUGGCAUCAAAUUCCACAGACUAUAAACUGUCAAUCGAAUGGGAAACCGAUUUUGUGAAAAUGGUGCUAAAAGAUUCUGAGCUAUUGUUUAAAGAGUAUGCAUCGGGUCGGACCGAAAAGGUAAUGACCCUGAAGGCCUUAAAUCAGCUAGAGCAUCCGAAUGGAACAGAGAGAAACGGAGAAGAUUACAAGCUCGCACAAAAGCUUUUGCUCGAUUACGUGAGUGAAUGGUUGGAGGUGAGGUACCGACAGGUUCUGGUCGGAAGCUGCAAAGGACGUGUUAGCUGGGAAAGAACGAUACAAAAACCGGAUCGGUUGGCCGACGAGGUGAGCAAAGAGAUUUCGGGUUGGAAAAGCAUGGGGGACACAAUGGUGGAUGAUGUUGUAGACAUGGACAUGAGCACAAAGCAUGGGAGAUGGCUGGAUUUUGACAUGGAAGCAUUGGAAGAGGGUGUAGAAAUUCAUAAGAAUAUAUUAACUUCAUUAGUCGAUGAAUUAGUUUCUGAUUUAUCAUUUUAAGGCUGCUCCGAGAUUAGUAAUUCUGCGAACAACCUACUAAUUGAAGGUUAAAAAAGUUGGAAAUAGGUAUUUUAUCAAAAUCCGAG